Molecule: messenger RNA, 477 nt
Organism: Lachancea mirantina
Lineage: Eukaryota; Fungi; Ascomycota; Saccharomycetes; Saccharomycetales; Saccharomycetaceae
Source: the annotation of a GenBank genome assembly
AUGCUGAAAUGCAAAGAGAAGAAGUGCCGGACGAUAAAACCGCAGCGGACCCAUUGGACGCGGCCCCGAACACCGGUUUGUGUCGAGAGAUUGACUGUCACGACGCGCGACGUUCGACGUGACGUGCUCUUGAAGAUUUCACUUAGACGCUCGUGUCGGCGGGACCUGUACCGAACUUGCAACAACACUACGCAAGCGGGCCUAGAUCGCUACAUAAAGACCCCUGCCUCCUUCAGUACCUGCCUCCUUCAGUACCUGCCUCCUUCAGUACCUGCCUCCUGGCACCAACCUUGUAUUCUGACGCUGCGAGCACGUGACAAACUACUGCUAUCACCCCGAACGACCGGUUCCGUCCCCGCUGCAAACUGGAACGAAGGUGGUGUUCCCGAGGGCCGAAAACAGAAACACUGGAUGCUGGAAACAUACGGGAAACAAAAGCGAAACACGCCCGAACCGGCUCUACCACGGACCAAAUGA